This is a messenger RNA of Hippocampus zosterae (dwarf seahorse), 2990 nucleotides long. RefSeq names its product major vault protein (gene mvp). Bases 178 to 2988 code for a protein of 936 amino acids. Gene Ontology annotation, cellular component: nucleus; cytoplasm. Lineage: Eukaryota; Metazoa; Chordata; Actinopteri; Syngnathiformes; Syngnathidae. The record is from RefSeq and is a predicted model, not a curated record. Gene Ontology annotation, molecular function: protein binding. The transcript has 15 exons.
GAGCUUCCGCAUUGCGUUUCCGGUAUGUGAGCAGCGGGCCCCGCCCACUAAACGCUUCUCAAUUUUGUUCCCGUGUGCUCACCUGCGUGCCUCCUGUCUGCAUCGCCGCCUCUGGCAACUCGAACGCCGAAAGGAAGAAAACGAGCGAGGAAAGGUCUUUUGCCCGUUGUUGGCGUGAUGUCCAAGAAGGCUGCAAGUCGCGCGUUCGAGACGGACGUCCCGGUGGAUGCGUCCAUCAUCCGGAUUCCGCCUCACCACUACAUCCACGUGCUGGACCAGAACACCAACAUCGCCCGCGUAGAGAUUGGACCGCAGACCUAUUACCGCCAGGACAAUGAAAGGUCGGCGGCCGCGCCCACGUGGUGGUACGCCACACCCAUGCAUUUUCUAACAUCACGUGACCCGUGCAGGGUUCUUAUGUUUGAGCCCUUUCGGAUGAUCAUGGUGCCCCCGCGCCACUACUGCGUGGUGGUGAACCCGGUUGCCUGCGAUGACAACGGCCAUGUUCUGUUUGACGGAUCGGGCCAGGCCAAGCUCAGGCACGCCGACCUGGAAAUCCGCCUCACCCGGGAUCCAUUCCCGCUUUACCCCGGGGAGGAGAUCCAGCAGGACGUGACCCCCCUGCAGGUGGUUUAUCCAGACACAGCCCUCCGUCUGCAGGCGCUGCUCGACUUUCUGGACAAUGGAGAACAGCGCGUGGCGGGAGACGAGUGGCUCUUCGAGGGGCCCGGCACGUACAUUCCGAGAAAGGAGGUGAUUGUCCUGGAAACCAUCAAGGCCACGGUGAUCGGCGAGAACCAGGCCAUACGACUGCGAGCACGUAAAGAGGGCGUCGACCGCGAGGGCAAGCACCGCGUUACGGGUGAAGAGUGGCUGGUCAGCAAGGUGGGCGCGUACCUUCCUGGUGCUCACGAGGAGGUUAUCGACAUUGUCAACGCCUUCAUCCUGACAGACAAGAAAGCGCUGCACGUGCGCGCCCUUCGACUUUUCCGCGACGCGGGGGGUCACGAGCGUCGCACAGGCGAAGAGUGGCUGGUGACCAAAGAGGACCGCGAGGCUCACGUGCCCUCGGUGUCGGAGGAAGUGGUGGGCGUGGUCAACGUCACCACACUCAGCACGCGCCAGUAUUGCGUCAUCCUGGACCCGGUCGGACCCGACGGGAAACCUCAGCUGGGUCAGAAAAGGGUUGUCAAGGGGGAGCGCUCGUUCUUCCUGCAGCCGGGCGAGCGUCUGGAUAAAGGAAUUCAGGAUGUGUUUGUCUUGUCUGAAGAGGAGGGCCUUGUCCUGAGAGCCAUUGAGGCCUUCACUGACACCCAAGAGUCCUCCCCCUUAUGCUCCCCGCCCCGCCUCCCUUCCCCACCCAUCAGCUCGCUAACCCUGGUCUCCGCCCUCCUCCGGCCCCUGCCCCGUUCUCUCUGUCAGCGCGAGGAGGCGGAGCCCGAAGAGGAAGAGGGCGAUCGCAGCAAGCGUAUCCGUCACAGCGCCGUCCUCCGACGCCCCGGCGACCGCUGGAUGCUGCGAGGACCUAUCGAGUAUGUGCCCCCCUCCCAGGUGGAGGUGGUGCUCAGGCGCCAGGCCAUCCCGCUGGACGAGCACGAGGGAAUCUACGUCAGGGAUAUCAAGAGCGGAAAGGUGCGCGCCAUGAUCGGACAGACGUACAUGCUGACCCAAGAUGAGGAACUCUGGUCCAAAGAGCUCCCCGCCAACGUGGAGGCCCUGCUGGCGUCCUCCAAGGACCCGCUGGCCGACCGCUCCAACCGUAGAAGGACCCCGAGCGAGGAACCGGAGGGCAAACCUCGGGACAAGACCAUGGUGGUCUCCUUCAGGGUCCCACACAACGCCGCCGUUCAGGUCUAUGACUACCGGGCGAAGAGGGCCCGCGUGGUCUUCGGACCCGAGCGUGUCAUGCUGGGGCCUGACGAGCAGUUCACCGUCCUGUCGCUGUCCGGCGACCGGCCCAAACGGAGCAACGUCAUCAAGGCCGUCUGCCUUCUGCUCGGACCCGACUUCUUCACUGACAUCAUCACCAUAGAAACCGCCGACCACGCCAGGCUGCAGUUGCAACUCUCCUACAACUGGCACUUUGAUGUGAAGCCGCCCGUGGAUCCCGAAGAGGCUGCCUCUCUCUUCUCGGUGCCGGACUUUGUGGGCGACGCCUGCAAGGCGAUCGCGUCGCGGGUUCGCGGUGCCGUGGCCUCAGUGCAGUUUGACGACUUCCACAAGAACUCCAAUCGCAUCAUCUGCUCGGCCGUGUUUGGCUUUGACGAGAAGCUGGCGGUGCGGUCCAGUCUCCGCUUCCACCAGAACCGACUGGUCAUCAGCAGCGUGGAUAUCCAGUCAGUGGAACCCGUUGACCAGCGCACGCGCGACGCUUUGCAGAAAAGCGUCCAAUUGGCCAUCGAGAUCACCACCAACUCCCAGGAGGCCGCCGCCAGGCAUGAAGCCGAACGUCUGGAGCAGGAAGCUCGCGGGAAGCUGGAGCGGCAGAAGAUCACCGACCAGGCGGAGGCCGAGCGAGCCAGGAAGGAGCUCCUGGAGCUGGAGGCCCUCAGUGCCGCCGUGGAGAGCACCGGCGCAGCCAAAGCUGAAGCCCAGUCCCGAGCCGAGGCGGCUCGCAUCCAGGGCGAGGCGGCCGUCCACGAGGCCAGACUGAAGGCCGAGGCUCAGCGCAUCGAGGCGGAGGCGGAGCUUGAUCGGCUGGCCAAGGCUCGUGAGCAGGAGCUGAGCUACAGGAAGAAGAUGGACCAACUGGAGGUGGAAAAGCAGGAACAAAUCGCCAACAUCGAGAGCGAACGCUUCCGCCAGCUCGUCAGCAGCCUGGGCAGCGAUACGCUCGCCGAGAUGGCGCGUGCCGGACCUGAGCUGCAGGUGAAAAUGCUGCAGGCCCUCGGCCUCAAGUCCACCCUCAUCACGGACGGCUCCUCCCCCAUCAACCUCUUCACCACCGCCAACGGCCUGCUGGGGGCGCUGCCAACGCCUGCCCAGUGACU